This is a messenger RNA of Limanda limanda (common dab), 1640 nucleotides long. RefSeq names its product macrophage mannose receptor 1-like. NCBI's taxonomy places the organism in Eukaryota, Metazoa, Chordata, Actinopteri, Pleuronectiformes, Pleuronectidae. Bases 43 to 990 code for a protein of 315 amino acids. The record is from RefSeq and is a predicted model, not a curated record. The transcript is spliced from 6 exons.
UUACUGAUAAACAGUGGAUGGAUUCUGACUGAGCUCAGAGUCAUGACAAGACGAUGUGUGAUCUUCCUGCUCAUCUCAGGUUGGUGUCAUGUCCACACCGAUUACAUCAUCAGGCGUUUUCAUGCCAUUGACCAGAAGAAGACCUGGGACCAAGCUCAGAGUUACUGCAGAGACGAGUUCGAUGACCUCGCCACCAUCCAGGACCAGACUCACAAUGCCGACGCCCAGCAGGUGGCUGGAAACGGGAAGUUCUGGAUCGGACUCUACAGCAGCUGGACAUGGUCCCAGGACGACGAGGACGCUCAGCUUGAAAGCAACUUCACCAGCUGGGACUCGAACGAGCCAAAAGACGAGAGGUGUGUGACCAUCUCUUCACUCGGAGUCUGGUUCGUCAGCGACUGUGAAGCUCAGAGAUUCUUCACAUGCUACAGUGCUGCAGGUGAACAUCACAUCCUGGAGAAGCAGUCGAUGACCUGGUCGGAUGCUCGGACGUUCUGUCGCUCCACGUACUCGGACCUGAGCAGCAUCACGACUCAGCAGGAGAACCAGGACGUUUCCAGGCUCCUGCUGAACGACUCUGUCCCGAUGGCCUGGAUCGGUUUGUACAGACCCUUCUGGAAGUGGUCUGAUCAGAGCAGUGCCCCCUACAGGCAGUGGGCGGAUAAGCAGCCUGAAAAGGGUAAAGACUGUGUGAUGAUGGAGGUAAAGUCAUCAUCAGCUGAUUGGUUCAGUCGAUCCUGCAACGAUAAGACUGACAACUUCCUGUGUCACUCAGACAUCAGAGCCUCGGUGCGGAGGUCGGUGAAGGUUCGUCUGAGCUCAGGAUCCGCUGACCUGAACGACCCAGCGCUACAAGACGCCAUCCUGAGGCAGAUGAAGGAGAAGCUGAAGGAACGAGGGAUCAAUGAGGAGGUGAAGCUCAGAUGGAGGGACAAUGUCUUCCACAGAGAGGAGGAGGAGAGAGCGCCUCCUGGCGACUGUGAGGAGUAAUGUGUUUAGACUCAGGUUAUUAUUUGUUUCUUUGUGUGUGCAUUUUCUUGAUAAAAUUGACAUUACAUUACAUUUAAUUUAGCUGACGCUUUUAUCCAAAGCGACUCACAAUAAGUGCAUCAACCACGAGGAACAAACCAGAACAACAGGAAUCAGGAAGGAACACUUCUUCAGAAAGAGGUGAAAACAUGACACACAGACACAACUCACAGACAAACAUAAACAGGAUAAACAUGAGUCAACAGGCGGGAAUAAUAAUUAAACCGAAAACGCUUCUUCAAAAAGAGGUGGAAACUAAACACUGACAAAUACAAAACCAUGAUAAUAAUCUUGCGUGGAGAUAUUGGAUAGGAUAAACAGCGCCAUCUGGUGUGGAGAAGAUAUACCUGCAGUGAGAGGUGAGCUGUUGAGUUAUACACUUCUAUUUUGUGGUAUUUACUUCAAUGACAUUACGAUACAUUACAUUACAUUACAUGGGCCCAAUGCCACUAUACGAUCACUAGACCACCAUGUGUAUUUAGUUUCAUUCCAUGUUAUUAUUGAGCUCAGAGAUAUGGAGGAGGGCCUGUAAUAUGAUCCUCCUGCUCUUGUUUUACAUAACAAACAACUUGACCUGCUGAGACUUGUGAAAUAAAGAGAUUUGAGAAUAA